Megalobrama amblycephala (Wuchang bream) is the source of this 4579-nucleotide messenger RNA. It is a transcript of the gene igf1, whose product is annotated as insulin-like growth factor 1. Bases 402 to 887 code for a protein of 161 amino acids. Lineage: Eukaryota; Metazoa; Chordata; Actinopteri; Cypriniformes; Xenocyprididae. Gene Ontology annotation, molecular function: hormone activity; growth factor activity. Gene Ontology annotation, cellular component: extracellular region. The record is from RefSeq and is a predicted model, not a curated record. The transcript is spliced from 5 exons.
ACCACUUUCUCUUACUCUCCUAUUCGUUUUCAUUCUGCAAUGCAAUCUUUUCUGUUCUAUUAGUAAGAAAGAUCCAAAUUCAAGCCUAUUCUAAGAAACAGAUGACGUUAUUUGACAGGGUGCCCAAAAUCCUUAAUGAGUAACUUAGCAAGAGGAGAAGGCAAAUGCUGCCCCAGCUGUUUCCUGUUGAAAAUGUCUCUGUAAUGUAGAUAAAUGUGAGGGAUUUUCUCUCCAAAUCCGUCUCCCGUUCGCUAAAUCUCACUUCUCCACAACGAGCCUGCGCAAUGGAACAAAGUCGGAAUAUUGAGAUGUGACAUUGCCCGCAUCUCAUCCUCUUUCUCGCUUUUUAAUGACUUCAAACAAGUUCAUUUUUGCUGGGCUUUUGCUGGAGACCCAAGGGGAUGUCUAGCGGUCAUUUCUUCCAGGGGCAUUGGUGUGAUGUCUUUAAGUGUACCAUGCGCUGUCUCUCGUGCACCCACACCCUCUCACUGGUGCUGUGCGUCCUCGCGUUGACUCCCGCGACACUGGAGGCGGGUCCGGAGACGCUGUGCGGGGCGGAGCUUGUAGACACGCUGCAGUUUGUGUGUGGAGACAGGGGCUUUUAUUUCAGCAAACCAACAGGAUAUGGGCCUAGUUCGAGACGGUCACACAACCGCGGCAUUGUGGACGAAUGCUGCUUUCAAAGCUGCGAACUGCGGCGCCUCGAGAUGUACUGUGCACCUGUGAAAACCGGCAAAACUCCACGAUCCCUACGAGCGCAACGGCACACAGAUAUCACCAGGACAGCAAAGAAACCUAUAUCUGGACAUAGCCACUCUUCCUGUAAGGAGGUUCAUCAGAAGAACUCAAGCCGAGGAAACACAGGGGGCAGAAACUAUCGCAUGUAGAGGACAGCGAGGGGAAACGGCUGAGAGAGACAAGUGAAACUGUUGGACAGUGGAAAACAGGGGAUGAAAGAAAGACUGGUCUUCCAGGGACGUGCUCCACUGUAAAAAGAAAAAAAAAGGGAAAAAAAAGAUACUGGAUGUUUAAUCCCCACGUUAAGACAAACAAACUUAGUGAAGAAAAUCUGAUGAUUUCCGUGCACUGCAUCAUUUCAUACUGGGGGAAAAUACUAAAUUAGCUGCUAUAAAGAGUCAAAUGAUAACUGUUUAUCCUCCUUGUGUGAACGGUUGCACCUAAUGGAUGUCGAAAGCUUUUUAUAGUGGCAAAAAAAAAUGUGUCAGAGCCCAAAUAUUGUCCCUACUCUAGUUUGCAGCACCGAUUUAAGGUCCGUAUUCCACUGAAUUCUUAUUACAAUCUGCAUCUAGCGGAAGAGAGUUGCAAUAUUUUAUCUAAAAAAACAGAUUUUUGCAGGAAAACGUGCUGACUUAAUGCAAAACGUUACAAGCUCCGCUGCCAAGAGAGGAGUUUGCAGUGAGAUCACGGACCAUGUUGACAAGAAAGGCUGUCUAGACAGUUUAUACCAGAUGGAACCCUUGCAAAACUGAACUACGGCUGCACAGAACGAUGACGUUUAAAUUACAAAUCACUCUUUUCUUAUUUGAUUCAUUGUGCAAGACCAGAUCAAGGGGGAUUAUACAAAAGCCUUAUGCAGAUGUGCUGAGGUGCUCUAGAGAACACAUUUAGGAUUGAUAGAACAUGACCUACAUCCUGCAAAACACCUUGUGUGUGUUUUUUUUUUAAAUUGUGUGUGAGGGAUCUUUGCUUCUUUUUUAAAAUAAUUUUAACUGCAUGGUUUACCUUCUUUAGAAAAUGGGAGGUGAAAGCCAUUCACUCGAACAGUUAUCCGCAUGCAUUUACACCAGUGUAUCAGCACGUACAGGAAAGACGGAGGGAAGACAACAGAAACCAUAACAGAAACAUAAAAAUUGCUAGCAAAUGUAAGGUAUUAACAUCAAUAAGAACAUAAUCUGUUUCAGCAACUACUUUUUAUCUAACAGGAAGUUGCAGGUUUGCAUCUUUAUAGUGAAAGACUGGUGACAUGAGCCGGACUGCAACUAACUAGCUGUAUUAAAGGGAUAUUUCACCCCAAAAUUUAAAUUAUGUCAUUCUUUACUCAUUACACUUUACCACCUCAUUGGUUAACUUCCAAUAUGACAAUUGUAGUCCAUUUUUUACUGCUACUAUAAAAUAAAAAGGCAAUUGCAACUUAUUUUGCGUAAUACAACUUUAUGGCCAACGAUGUAACCAUUUCUUAUAUUAAAAAUUCUCACUAUUAACUUUUUUUUUCCUUCUCUGAAGCAGAAAUGGACAUCUAUAAAGGUGAAAAUUAUCAGUGAAUAACGACUUGAAUUUCACACUUAAAAAAGGAAUUGAUUUUGUCCAUUCCUGAAGAAAAACUCCAUUCAUUUUCUCCAUAGGGAAACUGAUUUCUAAUGAUAACUUAUAAACUGUGAGCUAUGAGGUUGUUAAUCAAUAGCAUUUGCUUCUGUUGAAGCCAUCAGCCAGCAUUAUUUCAACUUAGUUUCAAAAUAAUCACGUGUAACAGCAGAAUUUGAGGUGAAAUCUACAUUACCCAUGAUGCUGUACAGAAAAUUCCACCAAUCAGAGAGUCAAAUAAGCAAAAUGCAGCAAAAGAUCUCUUUAGCUCCGCCCACUCCCAUCGAAUCGGUCUGCCUACACUCAACAUAUUUAAAUUUUUCGAUAUAUUCAAUAUAAUAUUUAGCAUAUAUAUUUCAAUUUCUUAAAAUGUUGAAUAUAUUUGAAUGAAUUAAACAUUCAUUUACUUGGUUCAUGGCCUAUAAUGCUUGAACGAAGACUUUUUUGAAAUCCCUAUGGGAGAAAUGAAUGAAAAAAAAAAAUACUUCUGUAACCAGCGCCGCUGAAAAAGUGGGCGGGCACUGUUGCACUCUAUAGACGUGGUCACUCUAUCCUUAUACAGCAAAUAUCUGUUUUAAAUUUGUCCAUCUGAAAAAGAAACAGUUAUCAAUGACGAUACAUAAAUGACAGAAUUUGUAUUUGGGUGAACUAUCCCUCUAUACACCACUUUAAGUGGCUGUCAGAGGGGUCGUGGGGUGUGAUCCAGCCGUUUUCACAGUCCCUCUGCAUGGUGUUUUCCUCUUUUCUGAACCCUUCGGAUCAUGUCAACCCACACUGUUUACUCUGUAUCUAUAUUCAACCUAUAUUAACCUUUGCAUUCUCUAACCAUAAUCGUAUGUGAUGGCAUCAUAUAGCGGAACCAUAUAAAAAAAUCAACCCACUGUAUAAUGGUGCUAUUUUGUAGUUUGUUACUUGCAGGGGUUGACUGAAAACAUAGGUGAUGGCUUGAGAAGCUCAAUGUUGGAGGUCUUCCCUUUUGCACAGCCUUGUGGCCACCAUUGUAAUAAUAUUCCUUUAUUUUUAAGCUAUUUCAAUAAGGUAACAGUGUAAGCGAGCGAAAGUAUUUUUGUGAGAGCUGUGAAUGCGUGGAAAAAAAAUGUGGCCCGAGAUGGUUAAUUGCUGUUUUUGUUUUCUCUACGGUUUUUAAAUUAUUAAUAUUUUUGAAAUAAUAAUGUCCCUAUGCCAAAUAACUUGACAGAGUACUGUGAACUGCAAAUCUCCAACGUUACCAAGAUUUUGACACCACAAUGUAGCUUUUCAUGCGCACUACAUUCAUUUUGACAUCCUGGCACUGAUUCUACAACUCAAGUAUUUGUAACUGGCAAGGAAAUGGGGCAAAACUGUCUUCAGUGUAAUAAAGAGACGAGAAAGACUCUUUACCUUUGAGUAAUAAUAAAGUUCAACCAGAUAGCAACAGUGUUAUUUGGCUAACACUGUACAAGCCUAUUCAGGACUGUUGGUUUUCUUUUCACCUGCCUAUGUUUUUACUUAUCGAUAUGUCUUGGGAAGUUUAAAAGGAAAAUUGCACCAAAAUGAUUUAAAUUACACCAGUAAGAAAGGUUAUUUAUGUUUUAAAUAACAGCACAUUAGCCAUCCAAAGAUAAAUCAUCUACAGUAUAAACAAUAAGAUGGAUGCCAGUUCCAAAAAGGCAACUAUCCAUUUUUUGACAUCCUAAUUUGCGUCCUAGUGUGUUUGUACUUUUGAACUGGGCCGUAUUUCUUUCAAAAGUGUCCAUAUUUUCUCAAACAGCAUUAAGAAACAAUGCAGAAUCAUAUGCAAUAGCCACCCAGAAUAUCAAUGUAAAGUGCACAAGUUCUUUGAUUGUAAUAGACCUCCAGCAAAAGGUCCUCACAAAAUACCAAAGACUUUGGUUUGUUGGUUAUAGCUUUGUUGCUAAUAUCAUUGGCAACAUUAAAGAAACUUCUUGAAUCUUCAAUUAGACACACUAAUUGUUACAGAAAUAUCAUGCCUAUUUUUUGAAGUGGUUCUGUUUCCUCUUAAAUUGAAUGUAGGAUUUAAGACUGCUGCGGAGAUUUGCGGUACUUUGCUUGCGUUUGAUAGUUUUCAUCAGAACAUGUCUACAUAAAUCCAGAGAUAGAAACGGAAUGACAAAUGUUAGAGGAUUCUGGGCAUUGAUCAUUAAAGCAUUUUUUGAUUGUGAGGCUUUCAUUACUGGUGCUCAAUUGCUUUCUGUACAAAAUAUGAAAAUACUGACAGAUUGUUCACCAUUCCUGCUGAAUAAACCACUUGUCAAUA